This is a messenger RNA of Daldinia childiae, 3627 nucleotides long. Its product is annotated as Serine/threonine-protein kinase ppk6. Gene Ontology annotation, molecular function: protein serine/threonine kinase activity; ATP binding. The record is from RefSeq and is a predicted model, not a curated record. NCBI's taxonomy places the organism in Eukaryota, Fungi, Ascomycota, Sordariomycetes, Xylariales, Hypoxylaceae. Gene Ontology annotation, biological process: negative regulation of glycogen biosynthetic process; intracellular signal transduction; protein phosphorylation. The coding region runs from base 1 to 3627 and encodes 1208 amino acids. The transcript has 3 exons. Gene Ontology annotation, cellular component: cytosol; cytoplasm; nucleus.
AUGCCCAUGGCCACUGAUCCCGCUGCCUAUCCACAAGGCGCCGAGAACAUUCAUCAGGAUGCAGACCCAGAACCACAGCGCGGCCGAGGCUCUACGAGGAGUACCAAGUUGGCUGCACCGUUGCGAAUACCCAAGAACCGCAGCACUGGAAAUCUCGCCGUUGUGGCCGAAUUUCCUGAGAGAACGAGGUUGAGGUUCUCUUUUGACACCGGAUCAGGUGUGGCAGAAUCUGACCAAAUCACAAGAUCUCCCAUAAUUACCGAACAUGACCAUGGGCUGGGUAUCUCUGGUCUACGACGCAUCCGUCAGCAUCCCACUCCUCGCACUCCUACGAUGCCUUCGAGCGCCGUAUCUUCGCGAAGUCCGUCUGCCGGUCUCCUUCGCUCCACCUCGAUGUCUAUGAUGCUCCCUUCAGGACAUCAUACCCCGUUAUUGGGCCCCUCGUCUCCCAACUUCUCCGAAGACCUAUCUCGCUUUCCGUCCGAGUCCCUACACUCAUUCUCCUUCGCCCACCAAUCUGAGGACUUUAUACACAACCGUCAAAAUGUGCUAAAACGGUCUAUAGAGUUCAUGAAAGACCGCAUGGGAUGGGCAGUUUCGUCGAAUGCGGCCAUGGCUAGCGCCCAAGCUAGGGUUUCCGGUGAUAUCGAAACCCAGCAUAUGCUUGAUCUUCUUGCUAGGGCACAGUUGGUCGGAGCUGGAAACUUGCCAAAUGCCAACUCUUCCUUUAAUCCAGGCCCGUUGACCGGACCCGCUCAAGUCUCUCAGGGUAAUGUUUUCGAGAAAGACUUCAUACCGAGGACAAGCAGCCCCGAGUCCUUCGUAACACCGCUUGUAUCUCCAAUUUCCCGAGGACCUGCCGUGGACCAAAUUCCAGAUGCUACUGCACAGCCUACAGGAGGCGAAGGAGGCACGACACUAUCAGAACAAACGGAUGCGUCUCAAGAGCAACCAGAUUCUGAGAACUCAUCAAGAACGCCGACAAAUGAGAGUGGUACAACGGCCAAGACGUCUCCUCCCAUAUCCAGACGCCCGAGCUUAAGGAGAAACUUUACGGACGUAGGAACGGCUGAGAGGCAGCAAAAGCUUAUGGAUACCAUGGCGCAGCCUUUCCUUGCUGGCUCGUCAGAAGGUUAUCCCGAAGCAUUGGUAUCUCCUAUGCUCCCUCCAUUAUCUAUAGGUUCAUCACUCAGCGCAUCUGGGUCUCUAGGACCUGUGGUCCAUGGUCAUGCAGCUCGAUGGGUUCCAGCAGCGCAGGCCAUCUUCACAACCGAAUCCAAACCCCCAUGGACGAUAUUGGCUGCAAAUGACUUGGCUUGUUUAGUAUUUGGCGUGACAAAAGCAGAAGUUCGAAAGAUGGGGAUCUUGGAAGUUGUACAGGAGGAAAGACGAGCCUGGUUAGAGAACAAACUACUUCGCGCUGAUUCUGACGAGGUGGGGCAGGCACCUGCACAAACUGUACCACAACCUGCUCCCUCAGUUGGCUCGUCGUUAUUAGGAGGUCGUGGGGGUAUCACGGCACAAUUGCUAAGUAAACCAAACUCCAGAUCCCAGCCUCCAAAGACACCUGCCCGGCGUGCGCAGACUGUGCACAGCGGAGAUACUACGCCAUCUAAAUCUCGAGGUGCGAAUCAUCGCAGCUCAAAGUCGAGAGGGGUGUUACUCUGUGGUGACGUUGUUCCUAUACAAAAGCGCAAUGGGGCGACGGGUUCUGCGAGUCUGUGGGUCAAGGAGAAGAGGGUAGGGUUGAUAUGGGUCCUCGAAGAAAUUCAUGAGGAUGUUGCCCUCGUGAGUCUUGACGACGAUGGGAUUGUCACCAAGGUCUCCGGAGACAUGGGUCCAAUAUGGGGAGAUGAAAACCUGCAACCAGGCAUGGAUAUCGGGAAGUUAAUCCCCCGCAUUCCUCGACAAGGUAUCGAUCCUAGAUAUGGCGCAAUAGACUAUGCUCAAAUUGCGAAACGCAGGUAUUUUACUUGUCGACAUGGUGGGAAAAUUAAUAUCCCUGCUAUAGUCGCACAGACGAGAGGCCAGACUGAACUACGGGUUUCAAGCUUUCCCCAUAUUGCGGGCAUUAUCGUAGUCUCUCCUGAUACACUCCAAAUCAAGAGCUCAAAUUCGGCAUUCUGUGGGGCACUCUUCGGUUAUGAAAAGCCGGAGGGACAAUCGAUCGCUAACCUGAUUCCGGACUUCGACAAGGUUCUGGAAAUAUUGGUUGAUCACGAUGGGAUUCAUCUUCAAGAUGGCAUUGUAGUGCCUGAACAUAGCUUCAGAAAAGCGUCUACUUUGUUAGCCUUACAAGAUGGCAGGCCAGAUGCUACUAGCACAUUCCUAAAUCCCGACGGGCUCCCGGCGAAACACCGUGACGGCACCGAGUUAAAGAUCGACGUUCAGAUGAGAGUAGUAAAGAGUGAAAAGCACUCCAGCAAUGAUUCAGGUGCGAGCGACGAUGAGUCACAAGGAAACGAAAGCGAUAUUGAAUCAGAGGUGGUUUACGCGUUAUGGAUCACCUAUUCUCGUCAUUUACAUACGUCCAACAUGAAGCCACCAGUCGCCUCUAAUUCCAAAUCACCAGAGUUGUCCGGGGCAGUAUCUCCUUUACACCAACCCUCUCCCGGUCAGACACCAGCGCAUACACCGAUAGACAUGAACUCGGAUACGGAAGAUUCAAAGUCUAGACCUACCUCCGCUGCGUCGGGGUUGUCGCAACAACUUAAAGUUGUUGCAAUAAAUGCAGCCGCUAAACUCACCGGGGCAUCUAAGACUUCAGAAAAACAAUCACUAUCAUCAUCACCGCCUCAAACUAACGCUCCAGAGCGUAAAAAGACUAUCGAUGAUUUCGUCAUACUUGAAGACAUGGGUCAGGGUGCUUACGGCCAAGUGAAACUAGCACGGUACAAGUACAACGGUGGGAAGAAGGUUGUGCUGAAGUAUGUGACAAAGCGGCGGAUUCUCGUUGAUACGUGGACCAGAGAUCGACGCCUCGGUACAGUCCCCCUUGAGAUACACGUCUUGGAUUAUCUCCGACGAGAUGGGUUUAAGCAUCCCAACAUCGUAGAGAUGGAGGACUUCUUCGAAGACGAGACAAACUAUUACAUCGAAAUGGCGCCUCAUGGAUAUCCAGGGAUGGACCUCUUCGAUUACAUUGAACUCCGUGCUAACAUGGAAGAAGAGGAAUGCCGAAGCAUUUUUGUUCAGGUCGCUAGGGCGAUACACCAUCUCCACACGAAAGCGAAAGUAGUUCAUCGUGACAUCAAGGAUGAAAACGUCAUUUUAGACGGUGAAGGGCACAUUAAGCUAAUCGACUUCGGAAGUGCAGCAUACAUCAAGAACGGGCCUUUCGACGUCUUCGUAGGCACUAUUGAUUAUGCGGCUCCGGAAGUGUUGGCAGGGAAGCCAUAUGGCGGUAAAGAACAAGACGUGUGGGCUCUCGGAAUCUUGCUUUACACCAUCAUCUACAAGGAGAACCCAUUCUACAGCAUCGACGAGAUAAUGGACCGUGAUUUAAGAGUGCCAUAUGUAAUCAGCGAAGAGAGCAUUAACCUCAUCCGCUGUAUGCUUGAUCGUGAUCUCACGCGGCGGUACGACAUUGAACAAGUGCUUCAGCAUCCCUGGUGCCAGAUGGAUUAA